Cylas formicarius (sweet potato weevil) is the source of this 992-nucleotide messenger RNA. RefSeq names its product farnesol dehydrogenase-like. The record is from RefSeq and is a predicted model, not a curated record. Gene Ontology annotation, molecular function: oxidoreductase activity. The transcript has 6 exons. Lineage: Eukaryota; Metazoa; Arthropoda; Insecta; Coleoptera; Brentidae. The coding region runs from base 48 to 806 and encodes 252 amino acids.
GCAGGUGGUGCCGAAAUAAGAUAAACAUUAAUUGCCUAAAAGUCGCUAUGGAACGUUGGUCAGGUAAAGUGGCUGUAGUUACAGGUGCAAGUGCGGGAAUUGGUGCUGCUAUUGCAGAAGUUCUUGUUUCCCAGCACCUCCAGGUAGUGGGUGUCGCUAGGCGAUUAGAAAAGCUCGAAGAGCUCGCAGCUAAAUGGCCCGGAAAGAAUGGACAAUUUAUUCCACUCAAAGGUGAUAUUUCCGAUAAAGAUGACGUUUUAAGGAUAUUUAAAUGGAUCGGUGAUAACGUAGGUCCAGUAUCGAUUUUAAUUAAUAACGCUGGAGUAGGGAAAAGAACUUCCAUCGUAAAUGGUAACAUAGACGACUGGAAAACGGUGAUGGAUACAAACUUCUUCGGGUUAGCGAUCGCAAGUCGAGAAGCAAUUAAAAGUAUGCAAGACCACCACAUUGACGGUCACAUUGUUAACAUUAACAGUACACUGGGUCACGUGGUUAUCAAUGCGCCCAAUCAGAAUUUGUAUCCGGCAUCGAAACAUGCGGUCACGGCUUUUACAGAAACUCUCCGGAAAGAUUUGGUAGCGAUGAAGAGUAAAAUCAAAGUUUCAAGCGUCAGUCCCGGAUUCGUGGAUACCGACAUCUGGACCGCGAACCACCUACUCGAAGAUGAGCAUAUAAAGGAAGUAUUUAAAACAGCCCCGAAGUUAUCGUCAGAAGAUGUCGCUAAUGCCGUUUUGGCAGUUUUAGCCACUCCGCCACACGUUCAGAUCGUCGAGCUGAUCGUGAAACCUGUAGGGGAAUUAUUUUGAUGUCAUCGGCACUAACACAAAAUGCAAAAAGGAAGGAUUAUUUUUCGAUAUAUUCGAUGAUAUGCCGCCCUGUUUGGUAAGGGCAAAUGAAGUUAAUCUGUGUAGCAAAAUUAUGAAAUUGUUUUCUAAUUUUACUUUCUCUAUAUCUCCAUUAUUUUAAAAGUAGAUUUGUAAAUUUGGGUUUAA